Messenger RNA from Melitaea cinxia (Glanville fritillary), 1640 nucleotides. RefSeq names its product arrestin domain-containing protein 17-like. NCBI's taxonomy places the organism in Eukaryota, Metazoa, Arthropoda, Insecta, Lepidoptera, Nymphalidae. The transcript is spliced from 9 exons. Gene Ontology annotation, cellular component: cytoplasm. Gene Ontology annotation, biological process: protein transport. The record is from RefSeq and is a predicted model, not a curated record. The coding region runs from base 1 to 1323 and encodes 440 amino acids.
AUGGGUUUCGACGAAGGCCAAAUAGUUUUAGACAGUCCAAAUGGAACAUAUUUCUCUGGACAGACGAUUCGUGGGAAACUUAUUUUUCAACAAGACACUGUGAAAACAUUUCGAGGUAUUUAUGUCAUAUUUAAUGGAUAUUGUAAAGUUCACUGGACAACAACAGAAACUCGUAGAGUCAAUAACAGAAAUGUUACCCACACUAAAAGCCAUGACUCUUAUGAGGAAUAUAUCAAUCAAAAAAUUUAUCUAGUUGGGUCUGAGUCAGGGGAGCAUCACAUUCAACCCGGCAACUAUGAGUAUCCUUUCACAUUCAGAGUACCUGAUAACUGUCCCUCGUCAUUUGAAGGAGACUAUGGUCGCAUUAGAUACAAGAUCAAAGCGAUUGUAGACAGAGCAUUUAAGUUUGAUCAAGAAAAGAAGGUCGCCAUCCGUGUUUGGGCUCCACUGGAUCUAAAUAUGAAUCCUUAUUGUAGAGAAUCAAUAGAAAUGGAUUUUGACUCGAACUACUACUGUUGCUGCUUCAGUUCCGGAUCAACAAACACAGUUGUGAAUGUACCGGUGUCAGGCUUCUGUCCCGGUCAGAAGAUACCCAUCGAAGUUACCUGCAUGAAUAAGGGAACAGUGAUAGUUGGUAGCGUUAAAUUUCGAAUGAAAAAGGACGUACUUUUUAUUGCCACAAAUAAUCCCGGCACUCGGUCAGACUCGGAUGUCCUCGUGGAGAUUAAGAAAGGCCCCAUACCAGCCAACACUACUCGCAACUGGUCGCUCGAGAUGGAAGUUCCCGCUCUGGAUGUUUAUAAUCUAUCUGCAUGCAGCUACAUACGUUUAAGUUAUAAGCUUGAGGUUGUGGUAUCUCCCAGUGGAUGUCACCGUAACUCUGAAGAGUCAAAGCAGAUAAUACUUGGAACAGUUCCUUUAGUGGGCUACCAGGAUACUGUACCUAAUCCAUUAUGGGACCAGAUGCCGCAACAUAUUGAAACAAUGUCUCAACAACCUCAUAACAGUUCUUACCCCUACCCUAAUACUGAUACAAAUGUACCCCAUGCCAAUGCUCCUUAUCCAGAUAAUCCACCUCCUUAUCCUGGAAAUAAUCUUCCUUACCCUGGUGGUCAAAAUGUUAUACCCGAUAAAGAGGGAUCAGGGCAAGGAACAGUAGGUGUAAUUGGCUUUACAAUUCCGGGUGCCAAUGUGAACAAUGCGCCUUUUACAGGACCCAAUUCAGUUCCUACAGGCUCGCCUGUCUCUGGUAAUCCCUACAGCGCUGCAAGCGCACCACUGCUUGAAAUGGUGGACACUGAAAAAAAGAAUGAAAAAGAGUGAGAUAUUCUGAAGUGGUACUUUUUACAUGAACAUGGAUCUGAAUAAAAAUUAAUGGACAAACAAAAUUUCAAAGAUAUAUUUUUUUAAAGUUCAAGCAAGUAAUUAGCGGUAGGUUAGUAAUUUGUAAUCUGAAAGAUAUGUAUGAUAUAAUCAUCGAUGUUUCACGUUGUCUUUAUGUGCCUUCUAUAUAGGGUAUGAAAUAUGAGAGAUGUGACUUAUUUGAGAUACAAGUGUCAACCCACUUAGAUAUUUACUCUAUGUAAGCUUAAAUACUGAAGCCAGGUCAGGAACCAGGCUUAGUAAACGCUUUAUUGGAA